Messenger RNA from Bolinopsis microptera, 3094 nucleotides. RefSeq lists its product as uncharacterized. Gene Ontology annotation, cellular component: plasma membrane. The transcript has 18 exons. Bases 4 to 1830 code for a protein of 608 amino acids. Gene Ontology annotation, molecular function: adenylate cyclase inhibiting G protein-coupled glutamate receptor activity. The record is from RefSeq and is a predicted model, not a curated record. Lineage: Eukaryota; Metazoa; Ctenophora; Tentaculata; Lobata; Bolinopsidae.
UUUAUGACAGUUGCGCUACUCUUAUCAACUCUCCUUGUUUUCUCGGCAAUUUGCACCGACGAUGAUUGGAAAGCAGGAGCCGUUAUCGAUCAUGUGGACGGUGACGUGGUAGUUUGCUACUUGAGUAAAAUAAUCUCCCAAAAGAACAUCCAGAAUCUCCUCUCUUUUCAAGCAGUGGUUACGAAUCAAACAUAUUGGCCCAAAGAUUUCACGGUGGGUUACGUGGUUGUUAAAUGGUUCAAUAUACCCGAUGAAAGUCAUGUAAACAGACUUUUGAAGGUUCUCAAUGAAUACCCAAAGAUAAUCGCGUUCGUGGGGUUUGUGGGGAAUUUCAUUGACGUCAUACAAUCUGCUUCCUUUGUAUCUUCCAUCAGGAUACCCACAUUCACAUGCUCGAUCAGCAUUAAGAUAGAUCAACUAUUGGAGGUGGACAACCAGGAGUUUAUGACUAGGAUCACUGCUUCUAGAACUCAGCAAAUUAGUGGCACCAUACCCAGCAUAUUGGAUGGUCUCGGUACAAAUAUAGUGAGUGUCUUCUAUACCCAAGAUAAGUCACUCGAGUUCAGUAAGCUGACUCAGCAACUUGAUCUGAGAAAAGACCAUGUAGAUAUGGAAUAUCAUCAACAGUUGACAGGAGAUGGAGCUGCUGAUGGCAAAGCUGUUGUAAAUCAUCUCUCUGGAGACAGCGACGAAGACCACUCACAUGUCGAAGAACAGAGAACACACACCGUAAUAUUGUUGUUGGCGAGCAAAGACCUUGCAAAACUUAUCAUCUAUCUUGCCUCUCAAAAGGGGCUCUCGGAUGUUGUUUUUAUUACCGAUUCCGGUGGUUGUCUUUCUUCUCCUGAGUUCCAAACAGCGAUGGAGAACCUAACCACUAAGAAAGUCUACUUUUUCAGGCUCUGUCAGACAGCAGUCUAUAAAGCACCAGAACUCAUUAACUACAUUGAUAGGUAUAAUCUUUACACCCGCACUAAUGGAGAGUUAAAACCCGCCAGCAAGGUGAUUGAUAACUGGUACAAAAAUGAUAGAAAGUUGACACCUUGUGUCGUAAGAGAAGAUAAGAACUGCAUAUCUGUAGGACAAGUUUGUACAGAAAACACAAAUUUAUCAAGGUACAACCACAGAAUUUACUACACCACACGAAAAUUAUUGAAAUCAUUGGAAAAGAUCACCAAGGUGCAAGUUGAAGACAUCUCUAAAAGAACCUUCCAAGAUCUCUUAAUCAAUACUUCCUCGGUUGGUGAUAUCAUCUACGAAGGAUUUCACGAAAAUAACGUUGAUUUACCGGAGAAUACAACGUUUUUAAGAUAUUCAAAUGGGUCAAUGGUAGACGACUAUGAAGUCCUCUUUGAUGCGAAUGGUCAUUACGGCAAAAAAAGCGCCAUCUGGACUUCCGGGGAAGAUAAUCCUACUUUUAAAGAAUUCAUGAGCGAAACUAAAUCAGAUAUCAUAUCAGCAACACCCGAUACAUAUUUUGAGUGCUCGCGUGAUUGUUUUAAAGGGAGCAAACGAGUCCCGGCCAGCAAUUUUCUUAACUGUUGGACCUGUGUUCCCUGUAUUGGAAACACUUACACUGAGAAUGGAAGCUGGCCUUCGUGUAAAAAAUGUGAAUCUAAAACGAAAUUCUUGUGGGUGAACGAAGAGAAGACGGCUUGUGAUCAGAAAGCCGGGAGCGUCAACUUCAAUACAACUUCUGGCAUAAUUAUUUGGAUUAUUGCAUCGUUGAACAUUGCAGUAUUGAUUUUCACCAUUGUUAUCUACAUCAAAUAUUGGACAUCCAGAGUGAUAGUUUCUUCUGGAAAGGGAGCUGUGCUGCGUUAUGUUUAGUGGAAUCCUUAUUGGGCACAUUGAAUCCCUGCUUAUUGCUGUGGAACCAACUGGAACCAUUUGCAUCCUCAUCCAGGUCCUUGCUCAUUUCUUUAUGAUGCUGACCGUUUGUCCUUUAUUGGUCAAAACAUUCAGAAUAUGGAUGGUAUUCAAGUUCUCUAUCAAAAUGGGCAGAAAGAUAAGAAACUACGUCAAUGAUUGGGUCACAAUGGCAGAGUGUCUCAUCCUAAUGAUCCCACAGUUGGUAUUCUUACUUUUUGGUCUCCUCCUGGAUGACUCCUUCAACUUUAAGUUUACCAUUAAUUACGUGGAGGAGUCACUGGAACACCCGAUUAAUGUCACCAAAUCAUGCGGUCCUCUCAGUUUCACAAUGAUGCUGAUAAGCAUUGUUUAUGCUGGUGUCAUGUUGUUGGUUUCCUCUAUCUUGGGAUGGGACUGUAGAAAGCUCCCCGAUAAUUUCAAGGAGUCGAUGUAUAUAUUUUUAUCAUCUCUGAUAUCUCUCCUGCUGAUUGCUGUCUACGUUCCGGCAAUGCUGACCAUGGCUGGAUUCACUCAGGUUUCUUUACUAGCUGGAGUAAUUUCAAUAAUCUCGGUGACGCUGAACCUUGUGAUCUUCAUGCCGAAAAUAUUUGUAGUGUUGUUUGUUCCACCUCUCAAGCAGAAAGAAAUGUUCAAGAUAACCCAGAAGUCAUCAGGUUCUACGCACAGUCAAGGGGCUGGAGAGUCCAGAAUUCAAAACAAAGGCGAAGUUGGUGUUUAACUUGAGAGAGUCUAUAACGUGACGUGUUACGUGCCGUCUAGCUAGCGUCUUAUACUUCAUAGUUACAUUUGAACUUAUGUUUUUUAUUUAACUUUAUUUCAUUUAGCUGAACUAUCGCGAAACUGCAAUUUGUGUAUUUUAAUUUAUAUACGUUACAAGCUACCAGUUCCGUCGAAACUGACUGAUAUGUAGUUCUUAUCUUUCUAUCACAAACUAUACUGAUUACUGAAUAGCACACGAUCAGGCACAUUUGUUACAUAACCUGGCUGGUUGCCAAAACCAGUGGUGCAUAGUGCCUACUACAUUACUAAACGAGAAGACUUGAAGUUAUUCGUAACGUAGCUCUCGGCUCUAGGUGUCAUAAAAGUUGGAAACUAUGUCAUUUGUUGAAAUGAUUUAAAAAUAUAUAAUAUGUAUAUUGGCUCUGGAAAAAUCGAUUAUAAGUUUGAGCUUUGUACUUUGUAUUAAAAACAUUUAAUUAUAAUGCCGACAGUAAAAUGUUAC